UCUCUCUCUCUGCGUCUCUCUCUCGGUCCAAUCAAAUUUCCACUUCAACUACUUUGCCCCUUCUGCCAUGUCUCCGCCGCCUACACUGUUGCACGAUACCGCAAAUAACUGAAAUCUCAUAACCUGGUCGCGGCCAUGCCUGUCUUUCAGAAUUUUGGGUUAGUUGGAAUGGGUUAAUAUAUUUGGAAGCCUACUAGGCUGCCCCGGAUCCGUAUCCUGAUUUGUGAUUUUUUCAUCAUCAUUUCCCGUCUCUGUCUGGAAUUGGAAUAUCUAGCUUUUCUACUAGCAUAUGGCAGAAGACAGUCCAAGGAUUGGUGGGAUUUCUUCUGGAUUGGCUGUUAUUUUAAAUGAUAAUGAUAACAGAGGGAGUUCAUCAAAAGGCCGGUGUUUUUCUUAUUGUGAUGAAUUCAAUCAUCAAUCUGUGGAGCGGACUCUUGAAUAUGUAUUUGGUCUCCCCAACAAAUCCAUUGAUUCUGUGACUAGUCCAAUUGAUACGGCUUUUAUUCGUUCUAUCAUAAAGAAUAGAUUCUCCGAACUUGCUCAUCCAAUUGCUUCCUCUGGCGUGGGAAAUGGCAUAUGUAUUGUUGAUAAUGGCUUGGGAUCCAAUGUAGUCUGUAUCGAGAAAGUUAGCAUCUGUGGUGAUAUUAGGAUAGUUAAGCCGCCAUCACUUGUAGAAAGUUUUUCGAUGUUCAGCAGUGCUAGGGCUAAUGCUUGUGUCUGGAGUGGAAAAUGGAUGUACGAAGUUAUUUUAGAAACUUCAGGCAUACAACAGCUUGGAUGGGCAACUCUUGCUUGCCCUUUCACUGACCACGAGGGUGUUGGUGACGCAGAUGAUUCCUAUGCUUUUGAUGGGAGAAGAGUUCGCAAAUGGAAUAAGGAAGCUGAGAGGUAUGGUCAGUCUUGGGUUGUUGGUGAUGUCAUUGGAUGUUGUAUUGAUUUGGAUAGAAAUGAAAUCUCGUUCUAUAGGAAUGGCAUCUCACUUGGGGUGGCAUUUUCUGGGAUCCGCAAAAUGGGUCCUGGUAUUGGAUAUUUUCCAGCAAUAUCUCUAUCUCAAGGAGAGAGAUGCGAAAUAAAUUUUGGCGCUCGCCCCUUUAAAUACCCUAUUGAUGGCUACUUCCCCCUUCAAGCACCCCCAUCGGUAAACAGUUUUGCUUCCCAUAUGCUGAAAUGCUUGUUGAAGAUAUUGGAAGAGAAACGUAUAGAAUGCCUUGAGAUUAACUCUGUUGAGAAAUUGAGGAGACUAAAAAGGUUUGUUUCAGUUGAAGAACUAUUUCAUCCUGUCUCUAUUGGAAUUUGUGACGAAUUCUUCUCUGCACUUGAAGCCGAUGCAGAUUGUAUUGAGUAUAUUGGAUGGGGUCCUUUUUUUUCGUUCAUGAUGGAAGUGUUUGGACCACAGCCACCACACAAUCACUCAAGCUUAGAUAGAAUUAUUGAUGUCCUCCUAAGAUGUCAAGGCUCCCUUGCAUUAUUUGAGCAUUUAAUUAACGCCCUUUCAUGCAGCUGUAAGACAUCACCGCUAGUUUUAACUGAGUGCCCAUAUUCUGGAUCAUAUUCCUAUCUUGCAUUGGCUUGUCACAUCUUCAGACGAGAAGAAUUAAUGGUUCUUUGGUGGAAGUCGGUUGAUUUUGAAUUCCUCUUCGAAGGUUUUUUAUCACGGAAGAAUCCAAAUAAGCAGGAUCUUGAGUAUAUGAUGCCCUCGGUUUGGUGGCCUGGUUCACGUGAGGAUGUGUCUCAUGAAAGUAGCAUGGAUUUAACUACAACAGUUCUAUCUGAAGCAAUCAAUCAGAUUGAGGAGAAGCACAGAGAUCUUUGCCGCUUAGUCAUUCAGUUUAUACCCCCCACAACAUCUCCCCAGUUGCCAGGUUCAGUAUUUAGAACAUUUUUGCAGAACCUAUUACUGAAGAACAGAGGAACUGAUCAUAAUGCAUCCCCUUCUGGAGUUCCAAGCAAUUCUAUUGUUGUUUCUCUAUACGCUGUGAUACUUCAUUUUUUAUCUGAAGGAUUUGGAAUGGGGAGUGUUUGUGACUGGUUGAGAAGUAGUGAAAGUGAUGGUCCUGAUAUGGGUUUUCUUCAUAGAGGUGGGCAGCGCAGUUUCCCUGUCUAUUUGUUCUUUAGAGAUGAGUCUCAUCAAACUGUCACGGCUAGGCUUGGAGGCUCAUACAAUCAUAUAUCAAAACUACAUCCUCCUGGGGAUCAAGAAGUUGAAGUAAUUCACUGGGAGGAAGGUUGCAUGGAUGACCAUGAGACCAGAGUAACUCAUUCCACCCGACAAAAGCCAUGUUGCUGUUCAAGUUAUGAUGCUGAAUGCACGAGGAGUUCAAAGGAUCCUAUUAAGUAUGCUAUCAGAAAUUCUCGUGGGAUUCCUAUGCACGAUAGAUCUGCCCAUGUUGCCAGUGAAUGUAGUGCUGGAAAUUUGAGUGAUGAAAUAACUGACAAACCGAGUUCAAGUGAACAAUCUGAUGCACAGUUUGGAUAUUGCCCCGUGCAGCACAUGAGGAUUGUACCAAGGGAGACUAAUGCAUCUUCAGCUACAUUAAGAGAAGAAGAACUUUUAGACUUCUUGCUUCUCUUUUAUCACAUGGGACUUGCACCAGAUUUUAAGCAGGCAUCGCAUUACAUGUCACAUCAAUCUCACUUAAUAGCUCUUCUUGAAGAAACUGAUAAACAGAUAAGAGAACGAACUUGUAGGGAGCAAAUAAAGCGCCUAAAAGAAGCUCGCAGCUCUUACAGAGAUGAAGUGAUCGAUUGUGUAAGACAUUGUGCAUGGUACCGCAUUUCUUUGCUUUCCCAGUGGAAGCAAAGAGGAAUGUAUGCAAUGUGCAUGUGGGCUGUUCAGCUGCUUCUUGUUCUUAGCAAAAUGGAUUCGAUGUUUAUUUUUGUCCCUGAGUUUUAUGUUGAAGCGCUGGUUGACUGCUUUCACGUGUUACGUAAGGGAGAUCCUCCAUUUGUGCCUUCUACUAUAUUUCUCAAGCAAGGGCUUGCUUCAUUCGUGACAUUUGUAGUUACUCACUUCAAUGACCCGAGGAUAUCAAGUGCAGAUCUAAAAGACCUGCUUCUUCAGUCCAUAUCAGUUCUUGUUCAGUACAAAGAAUAUUUGGUCACGUUUGAGAGUAAUGAGGCAGCUACGCAGAAGUUGCCAAAGUCAUUGCUAUUAGCAUUUGAUAACAGAUCCUGGAUUCCUGUGACAAACAUUCUGCUGCGACUAUUCAAAGGUUCUGGCUUUGGUUCUUCAAAACAUGGAGAAUCAUCGUCAUCAUCUAUAAUAUUUCAGACACUACUACGAGAGGCAUGUGUCACGGAUGAAGGCGUGUUCUCACCUUUUCUUAAUCGUUUAUUCAAUACUCUUAGCUGGACUAUGACUGAAUUCUCAGUUUCAAUUCGAGAAAUGCAAGAAAAAUACCAGGUACUAGAUUCUCAACAAAGAAAAUGCAAUGUCAUAUUUGAUCUUUCAUGCAAUCUUGCAAGGGUUUUGGAAUUCUUUACACGGGAAAUCCCUCAAGCAUUCCUGUUGGGAUCUGAUACAAACCUCAGAAGGUUGACUGAGUUAGUACUUUUUGUACUGAACCAUGUAACGUCAGCAGCAGAUGCGGAAUUCUUCGACUUGUCACUUAGGCGUAAUGGACAAUCUUUAGAGAAAAUAAACAGAGGCAUGAUAUUGGCUCCUCUUGUUGGCAUCAUCUUGAAUCUGUGGGAUGCUAGUGCAGAGCUGGAGUACAAAGAAUAUAAUGACGUUGUUGGUAUUUUCGCUAGCAUGGAAUGUCUAAAUACAGUGAACUGUGGAUUUCGUCUUCUGUUGGAUUACAACUGGGCUGGUUCCUUUAGAGGUGAUGGUUAUAUUGUAAAACUUGAACGGCUGGAGAACUUUUUAAGUCUUCUUCUUUAUCGGAUGGAGUCUUUAGCUCUUGAUAACUCCACAUUCAGUGAUCAAACAGAUGCUAAUGAUAGCAUAUGCUGCAUCUGUUAUGCAAGUGAAGCUAAUGCAUGUUUUAAACCCUGCUCUCAUCGAUCGUGCUAUGGUUGUAUUUCCAGGCAUCUUUUGAAUUGUCAGAGAUGUUUCUUUUGCAACGUAGCUGUGGAGGACGUUAUCAAGGCUGCAUAACUAUCCAUAGAGAUCUAUUGCUCGAAUGGAGCUUCUCUCUUGGUGUUUCUCAAAGGAUCUUCCUCUGAUAGUCAAUGAAGGAAUUUUAAAUCAGAAUAGGAAGAACAAGAUGAAGGCCAGCUUCCAUCACAUUCUCACAUUGUCUUCUGCUUCCAGAGCUAAAAGGGAAGGUGUGGGACAGACUGCUCCAGAAGCCAGGUCCUCUUCCGCUGCUUGCACAAAUUGAUUUGCUGUUCUGAUGAGGGUGGUCAUGCUCGUUCUCUUCUUACUGGUAAAGUAACUGUCAUCAACUUCAAGCUAGAGCUAGAAGUUAUGAAGUUAUAUGUCUCCAGGAGAAAGAUAGAUCCAAUAAAGGAAGUAUUGUGGGCAGAGAAACAAGGCAAGUGUGCCUCUUGAAGAGUUGGCCAAUAAGAGUGUGGGAUAAAUACAAGUGAGUUUUCUUUCAGAUCUCAGUGUAAAUAUGUUUCGUUAGCAAAAGCUUUCUUCGUGCACCAUAUUAUGGUGAGUGCAAAAUAAUUCCUUGUGAAUAGGGAACUCAUGUUUUAAUGAUUAUUGAAGUGAAUUUAGAGAUAUA
This is a messenger RNA of Cucurbita moschata (crookneck pumpkin), 4673 nucleotides long. Its product is annotated as E3 ubiquitin-protein ligase RKP. Gene Ontology annotation, biological process: ubiquitin-dependent protein catabolic process; protein ubiquitination. The transcript is spliced from 12 exons. Gene Ontology annotation, molecular function: ubiquitin-ubiquitin ligase activity; protein binding. Lineage: Eukaryota; Viridiplantae; Streptophyta; Magnoliopsida; Cucurbitales; Cucurbitaceae. The record is from RefSeq and is a predicted model, not a curated record. Bases 290 to 4099 code for a protein of 1269 amino acids. Gene Ontology annotation, cellular component: ubiquitin ligase complex; cytoplasm.